This is a messenger RNA of Puccinia graminis f. sp. tritici CRL 75-36-700-3, 1713 nucleotides long. RefSeq lists its product as uncharacterized. Bases 191 to 1528 code for a protein of 445 amino acids. The record is from RefSeq and is a predicted model, not a curated record. Gene Ontology annotation, biological process: protein folding; protein peptidyl-prolyl isomerization. Gene Ontology annotation, molecular function: peptidyl-prolyl cis-trans isomerase activity; protein binding. Gene Ontology annotation, cellular component: intracellular membrane-bounded organelle. The transcript is spliced from 6 exons. NCBI's taxonomy places the organism in Eukaryota, Fungi, Basidiomycota, Pucciniomycetes, Pucciniales, Pucciniaceae.
GUAGAAUCCUUGUCUUCCGCGGGUACAAACACAGAUAUUUGGAUCUUCUAAAGGAACCUUUGAUCCGGAAACAGAUUUCGUAAAAAAAAACACCCCCAGACCACACAACGGGAAGCAUAUACCAGAAAUCGCGAAGAUCGAUCGAUAAGCUCGAAACAAAUUGGUAGGAAGAUUGCAACCCACUAGGAGCAUGGCCGAUUCUCAACUAGCUCACGAGUCCGACGACAAGCCAACAUGGGGCAGCGCAAACACACUGGAAGAUGUACCACCCACUGAGGAGGCACCACCCCAACUACCGGUGCCAUCGGAAUUGCUGUUCAAACCUGCCUCAGCCGGCCAUCAGCGACCGAAGGUCUUCUUCGACAUCACCAUUGACUCCAAUUCGGUGGGCAGGAUCGUCUUCGAACUCUUCGAUGACAUCGUCCCUAGGACUGCCGAGAACUUCAGGGCGCUCUGCACUGGUGAAAAGGGAGUCAGUCAAUCGUCUGGUAAACCGUUAUCUUACAAAGGUAGCACGUUCCAUCGAGUGAUCAAAAGUUUUAUGUGCCAGGGUGGCGAUUUCACAGCGGGUAAUGGUACCGGUGGCGAAUCCAUCUAUGGGGAUAAAUUUGAGGAUGAAAAUUUUGAGCUGAAGCAUUCCAAGCCGUUCCUCCUAUCGAUGGCCAAUGCCGGUCCGAACACCAACGGCUCUCAGUUCUUUAUCACCACCGUCCACACCCCACAUCUGGAUGGGAAGCAUGUCGUCUUUGGUAGAGUCGUUGCCGGCCGCUCGGUCGUGCGGCUUAUUGAACAGACCCCUACCAAGCCUGGUGCAGACCAACCUACUGAGUCGAUCAUGAUCUCGGACUGUGGAAUGGCCAGCCAAGAGAUGCCCGUGAAACAGGCCGAUCAGUGGGGCGACGAGUGGGAGGAUCACCCCAGUGAUGAUGAUGAAAAGAUCGAAUACAUUGAGACCUGCCUCAAGAUAGCCACCAAACUGAAACAGAUUGCAACGAGCGCAUUCAAAGAGGGUAACUUCGAGGUGGCAGCCAAGAAGUAUAUCAAAGCUGUUGCUUAUCUAGACACUCAUACGGUCUUACCCGAUGGCUGCAAGGACGAGGAGAUCGAGAGUUACACGUCCCUACGGGUUACUAUCCUUUUGAACGCUGGUCUGGCUUCGAUCAAAGCUGCCAGCCAACCCGGGGUAUCCCCCCCAGUGGCCAAGAAGCACGCCCGAGCUGCGAUGAAGUACUGUAGCAGGGUCUUGGACAUGCACCACUCGGCUGAACAGCCACUCCAAAAGUCUAAGCAGGGCUUGAUCGGAUGUUACAAGGAGCUAACUAAUGAUGAACGAGCAAAGGCACUCUAUCGACGGGCAUUAGCUGGGGUGAUUGUCGAAGAGACUGAUGUCAGUUUGAAAGAUCUGACCGAGGCCCAUAGACUGGUACCCGCCGAUCAGGCUAUCAAGAAGGAACUCGAGCGAGUCCGACUUCAGAUCGAUAACCAACGGAAGAAGGAGAGAGCAGCAUUUGGGAAGAUGUUUGGUUGAAAUAUCUAGAUCAAUUUUGGAAUCCUCCCUGCUUCCUACAUAUUCCCAUUUUUUUUUUGUUUGAACUGGGAUCUACCAUUGUCUAGUUUUUUUGGAAAGACAAGUAAGGAAAGAAAGUUUGGAAUGACUCCGAGUUUCUUGUUUUUUUUUUUUUUUUUUUUUUUUUUUUUUUAUUGGAAAAUAAA